Paramormyrops kingsleyae is the source of this 3502-nucleotide messenger RNA. Its product is annotated as follistatin-related protein 3. Gene Ontology annotation, cellular component: extracellular region. Gene Ontology annotation, molecular function: activin binding; protein binding. Lineage: Eukaryota; Metazoa; Chordata; Actinopteri; Osteoglossiformes; Mormyridae. Gene Ontology annotation, biological process: negative regulation of activin receptor signaling pathway; multicellular organism development; cell differentiation. The record is from RefSeq and is a predicted model, not a curated record.
UCUGGAAAUUGACUCAGACAUCAAAAAGCUAUCCGUCCUAGCGUUACAACUGGCUGAGAGCAUCGCCCAUCCCAACAGCAUAAUUCAGUCUAGCCAAAAUAUUUAUAAAGAGGCGGACGGGGAUCACUUACAAGACAUUCAUUGACUUCAAGGCUGCUGCGGAGAUAAGCUACUUAUUUUGUCAUCGGAACUUUUUCUUUUUUCUAGACGGGACGCGUUUUACUGCCAAGUACUUUUUAAAAAACAUUUUAAACUUUUUGUAUCACAAUGUGCCUUUUAAUUACAAUUAACAUUCUGGUAAUCGUUUCUUUGUGGGAAAUCUUUGGAAGAUAUCCUGCAUAUGCUGGGACCUGCUGGCUCCAGCAGAGUCAGGAACCUCGCUGCGACAUGGUGCUGAUGCGAGGUGUCGGCUACGAGGAGUGCUGCUCUGGUGGACGCCUGGACACCGCCUGGUCCAACACCAGCCUGCCCAUCAACGAGGUCAGCCUGCUGGGCUUCUUAGGAAUCGUGUCCUGCAAAGCCUGCAAAGUGAACUGCGAGGGCGUGGACUGUGGCCCAGGGAAGGAGUGCAGGAUGAAGGCCGGAAGGCCGCAGUGCGUGUGCUCACCUGACUGCUCCAGCUUCACCCGCAAGCAGCCCGUCUGCGGAAGCGACGGCAACUCCUACCGUGACGAGUGUGCCCUCCUCCUGGCCCGGUGCAAGGGCCAACCGGACCUGGAGGUCAUGUACCAGGGAGAUUGUAAAAAAUCCUGCUCGAACGUGGUGUGUCCCGGCACCCACACCUGCGUGACGGACCAGACCAACAGCGCCCACUGCGUAAUGUGCCGCACUGCCCCCUGUCCCCUGCCUAUGGCGUCCGAGCAGUCCAUCUGCGGCAAUGACAACGUCACCUACCCCAGCGCGUGCCACCUGCGCCGAGCCACCUGCUUCCUGGGUCGCUCGAUAGGCGUGCGUCACUAUGGCCGCUGCAUAAGUAAGACCACCCACUUCCUCAGUGCACAAAAAAGACCCACCCGCUCUCUUCACCGCACAGACAAGAGCAACCGCCCUCGCCAGCGCACAAAUAAGACCAACCUCCUCUCCUCACAGCCCAAAUAAGACCAACGCUCUACACUGCAUAAAUAAGACCAGAAGCCCCCUGCACUGUACAAAUAAAAUCAGACCCCUCUCCCUGUACAAAUAAAAUCAGACCCCUCUCCCCCACACACCUGCCCCCCCAUGUACAAAUGAGACAUGACCCACUCCUCACCGCACAUAUAAGACCAACUUCCCUCUGCACUGGAUAAAUAAGACCCUUCACUAUAAGAAUAAGACCAGACCACCCCCCCACUGUACAAAUGAGACAUGACCCACUCCUCACCGCACAAAUAAGACCAACUUCCCUCUGCACUGGAUAAAUAAGACCCUUCACUAUAAGAAUAAGACCAGACCACCCCCCACUGUACAAAAAAGUCCAGACCCCCCUUACUGUACAAAUAAGACCACCUCCCACACCACACAAAUAAGACCAACUUCCCUCUGCACUGGAUAAAUAAGACCCUUCACUAUAAGAAUAAGACCAGACCCCCCCUCACUGCACAAAUUAGACCAGACCUCCCACACUGUACAAAUAAGAUUAUCCCCAUCCUCACUGUAUAAAUAAGACCAGCUCCCCACCUCACUGGACAAAUAAGACCAGAACACCCUCCUCACUGCAAAAGUAAGACCAAUCCCCCGCCUUAGAGUACAAAUACAACUGUUUUUCCCUGGAGCUUUCCCUCGGGCUCGAGGGCCUUGCUCAUGGGCUCAACAAUGGUGCGAGCGCUCGUCCUAAGCGCAGGAUGUGACCGGCAACCUUCCAAUCACAAGCACAGAGGCCUUAACCCCCAGAGCCACACACUCCCUCUCAUCCAUCUCCUCCAUCCUCACCAGUCAGGCCACAGUCAAUAUGGGACGACAGAGUUCUCUCACGUUGUGACUUUUUACUUUUUUGGUUGACUUGUAUCCCGUGUUUUGUCCUUCAGAUGUUCCCAAGCACACUUUGGAGAAUGCGGAAAACGCCCUGUAGAAAAGCUUUCCAUUCGAGAAGAUGGAUCUGACAAGGCAAAAAUAUAUAUUUGCCUUUCAUUUUAAUCGCUGAAUUAAACAAAACCUUUCUGAGAUGCCAUAUUCUUUUGUAGUGCCUUCUAUGUAGAGCGUAAUACCUUUGAUGAGAGGAAGUGGCUGCAGAGAGCAUUUACUUUUGAGUAACACAUUUACACAUUGUUCUUAAGGCUAAAGUAAAUAAUUCCUUUUAGAUGCAUGCAUUGUGUUUUGUAACAGGGGUUUGUUUUUCACUGGGUCUGCAAAACACUUUUUAAAGAGAAAGGUUAGCAGUAGGUUUUAUCGGGAGGGAAUUGUGCAUAUUGUAAAUAAGCAUUACUGAUAUUUAUUGGAGGAAAAGUAUGAAAUUUGUUUUAUUUAUAUUUUUUCAUGUAUACAAACCACACAGAGCUAUCAUCGGCCUUCUGAGAUAUAUUUAUUGUUUUUUUUUCUUGGUUUACGUUUCCGGUACUAGACCCGGUACUAGACCACUAGAUCCGGUACCUUAUCAGCUUUACUUUGUUUUUAUUUUACCCCUGUUGCGUGUAAGACUUUGCUUCAUAAAAAGGUUCCUCUGUAAUUUACUUCAGCUGAAUUUCUGUCCAGUCUAAAAUCAUUUAUAUAUUUAGAGGCUUUUCAUCAGGAAAAAAAAUAAUAAUAAUUUAAUUUAAAAACAAAAAUCAAGGGGAUCAAAAUUCAUUCAGAACAGAAGCAGUGUCUUUUUUUGGAAGCGAUACAGAGUAGACAAAGUAUGAGCCAACACGGCAAUCUCUGUUUAGUCUGAAAGUAAAUAAAACCUCUUCGUCCUUUUAUGGUUAAGCAGGAAAAUAAAUCAGAGUUUUACACAAGCACCUACCACAAAAGCCGAGACUGUUAACGAGAGCAGCUGUUUUCGCUGAAAUCAAGAUUCCAGUCAAAUGAUUGCGUGAUGCAAAUCCCCCGAUGCUGGCCGUCUGCCUUGUGUGGCUCAGACGCUACAUUUUAUGUGGCCACUUAUUCAAUUUGCUUUUAAUUGAUCCCAAUAGUCUGUUGACCUGUUUUGUUAGUACAGUACACAUUGUUGUCGUGUGGGAUUUAAAAUUUUAAGUGUAAAAAUGAAAAUUUCCCUCCUGCUCCCGCAUGUUACCCAAAGUGAAUGCUGCUUAGUGUAUUUGUAAAUGUAUUUGAUGAAUGCAAGCAAGGCUUUAUGAAUAUUAUCUAUUGAUUUAUUGACUUUUCUGAUAAUCAGUUGUAUUGUUGAGUGACAGUAUUACUGUCACGGUAUUUAUAUGCUUCAUAUGUAUUUUUUUCUAAAUCCACAUCUUACAGUAUGUGCUUGUAAAACAGAGCUGCAAGACUUAUGUAUCUAUUGUAAGAUUUACAAUCUAUGAAUGUAUUUACUUAUUUUUAUAUUUUUGUACUUGUAUGUUAUCUCAACAUAAAAAUUGAUCUUGGUCAUUUA